Molecule: messenger RNA, 2640 nt
Organism: Moesziomyces antarcticus
Lineage: Eukaryota; Fungi; Basidiomycota; Ustilaginomycetes; Ustilaginales; Ustilaginaceae
Exons: 1
Coding region: 1-2640 (879 amino acids)
Source: RefSeq, a predicted model, not a curated record
AUGCAGGUCGAGCCAGCACGAGCAGGCCUAGCCGCAUCCAACCAGUCCACAUCACCCUACCUCGCAGCAGCACCCGCAGGCCUCUUUGCGUCGUCGUCGCAGCCCACCGCCGCCUUUGAUCCGGCAUCGCAGCCCGACGCUCAGCAUCUGCAGCUUCAGCACCACCAACACCAGCAAGGCUUUAUCGCUGCAGACGCCUUCCAGCACUCGGUCGCACGCAGCUUCUCGCCAGCGGUGCAAGACCCCUCGACUUCGACGCACGACAGCGCUGUCUACCGCGUGCCUGCACUCGCCCGCUCGGCCUCCGUCGACUACACCUAUAACUACCAGCAGCUACCUCCCCAUAUCCACGCACACCAACAGCAUCCACAGCAACAGCAGCAGCAGCACGCGCCGCCACCGCACUCGGUGCCCUACCAUACGCACGUCUACGCGUCCACCUCGUACGCGUCGCUCACCGGCUCUGCACCAGCACCCGCUCCGUUUGGCCAGGACCUCACCGCGCUCCCCUACACGCACUCUCCCGACCUUGCCAUGCUGCCCAGCAACAUCGGCAUGCCCAUGAUGCGAUACGGCUCGUUCGGGCUGCCCGUCGACGACAUGGCGCGUGCCGGCUCGUCGAGCGGCGGCACGCCGGGACCCAUGACGCAGCAGGACAUCGACAAUCUGCUCGCCAUGUCGCGCGCCCAGGCGGGCAACAACGGCGACGCCAGCGCCUUCCCAUGCACGUACUGCGACAAGGUCUACACGGGCAAGCACGCGCGCAGCAUCUGGCGACGCCAUCUGCAGGACAAGCACAACAUCCCGCUCAGCGCACAGCCGCGCCGCACGCGCUGGGACGGCGACGCCAACCGCCCCAAGAACGCAGAGGAGCGCCGCGCGCGCAUGCUCGAGAGCAAGCGCCGGUGGGCGCGCAAGAAGCGUCUCCAGGAGAAGCAGGCUGCGCAGGGCGGCAAGUCUGGCGCGAGCAAUACGCCCAAUCCCGACGACUCGGAUGCCGAUGACGCUGACGACGCCGACGACGGUAUGGACGCCGACGUGUCCAACAUGUCGAUGAGUUUUGCCGCUAACGACGCCGACGAGAGCUUAUCGGCGCCGCCAGACGCGCAGCUGUUUGCGAGCCACGAGCCGCUCGGUCGGCCUGCCAAGCGGCAGGCGCUGGCGUCCUCGACUGCGCACAAUGUCGCCGGUCCCAGUGCGGGCGGCGCGCCGCACGCGGGCCAGUUGCUGGCGGGGCCGUUUGGCGCACACGAGCUGCCGGCGGGCAGCGGCAUGUAUUCGCACUCGCCGCUGCGACGCACGGGUCCCAGUCUUGGCCUGCCCACGGCGCAGCAUGUCCUGCCCGCCAUGCCUGCAGCGGCGGGCCCCAACGACAGCUUGAGCUCCAACAGCAGCGACUACUCGCAGCCCAACUCGGCGAGCUUCUUCAACGACAGCUUUGGCGGCAGCGCGAGCAACGCGGGCAGCGACGGUGCCAGCACCUCCAUCGACACGCCCGCCACCACGUGGCCUGCUCUGCCGGCGCUUCCGGCGGUGGAGGGCGAGAAGCUCGUGGGUGGGGCAAAGCCCAAGAUGCAGAAGGGCGAGACGCGCGAUGCGGCGAUCCAGCUGCUGGCGCUGCGUUCUGGCACCAACUCGCCCACGGACGAGCGCGAGGUGAGUCUGCGGCGCCGCGAUGACGAGGCGUGGAGCGAGACGCCGAGUCGCGCAAAGGUGUCGGAGCACGAGGCGCUUACGGCGCUGUCGGCGGGCCGGGUCGAUGAGGCGGCGAGUCCGUCGCCUGUUUCGCGCACGCUGCCGCAGCGAGGCAUGCCGGUGACGACACCUGGACCUGCGGCGAGGACGGGUGAGAAUCCGUUCAGUCUGGACAAGCACAAGAUCUCGCCGUAUCGCAGGCUGAGCUACUCGGCUGCCCCGCGUUCGCCCGUAGCGUCGCCUACGCAUCUCACCUUUGGUGCGCCCACUGCCAAGACUAGCGCGGGUGCGGUGGUGGGGGUCAAGUUGCCGCCACUGGUGAGUACGCCCGUUCGCCAGCCGGCGGAUGAGGAGCGUACGCGGCUCGAGGCGCUCCCACCGCUGCUGGGGGCAACGCCGUUUUCGGGCCUGGGAUACUCGGCGCGUCGUCGGGCUGUGGGUCGACCAUCGCCCUCGCGCCACGACGACCAAUUCAGCUCGCCACAGCAUCUAAACCUCACGGAGAGUCUGGGCCUGGCGCCGCAUUCGAUCUCGCGCACCUCUUCGUUCGCCUCGGCCUAUGCUGGGUCGCUUGGACUCACGCCAAGUGUUGCGCACAUGGCUGGGCUGGGUAGCACACCUUUCCACUCUGGACUUGGCGGGCUGGCGGGCUUGGGGGGCUUUACACCCAUGUCGGCCAAGUUUUGGCCCGAGUCGUCGAGGAAGUCGGCACAUAGGGCGGCACUGGGUAGGGCGAGUGUAAGGCCCAAGGAGGCGGAUAUUUUCGAUGCAGGGUUCAAGGGCAAGGAUGCGGCGCCCAGUAGCGACUCGUUUGAUGAGGACGAUGCGUUGGGGCCCGGUGCGAUCGAUACGCCGUCCAAGCCGGCGGCGGCGAGGAUGAUGCCCAAGCAGAGGAAGAGGAAGGACGAGGCUAGGUCCCCGCUUAAGGCUAUCAGGCUCAACUGA